Colletotrichum godetiae is the source of this 1687-nucleotide messenger RNA. Its product is annotated as amino acid permease. Bases 1 to 1545 code for a protein of 514 amino acids. Gene Ontology annotation, biological process: transmembrane transport. Gene Ontology annotation, cellular component: membrane. The transcript is spliced from 3 exons. Lineage: Eukaryota; Fungi; Ascomycota; Sordariomycetes; Glomerellales; Glomerellaceae. The record is from RefSeq and is a predicted model, not a curated record. Gene Ontology annotation, molecular function: transmembrane transporter activity.
AUGGCUCCGGCAGAGGCAAUCGAGCUGCGGCCCACGAUCAAAGAUGCCAGUCAGAUUGACGCGAACAAGUCAAAACAUGGAUCCGAAGUUUAUAAUCAGACCAGAACGCGGAAAGUGUUCUCAUUCUCUCAGCUCUUCGCCUUCUCCUUGACUUACAUGGCCUUGUGGGAAGGCAUGUGCACAAACAUGUACUUUGCACUCUACAACGGCGGGCCUCAAACAUUCAUCUUCAGUUUCGUCAUAGUGUUCUGCGGAGCCAUCGCACAAGCCGCGUCUUUGGGCGAGAUGGCCUCGAUCCAACCGGUCGCCGGUGCUCAGUAUCAUUGGACUUUCCACCUCGCCCCCGCACGUGUCAAGCGCUUCGCUACCUGGAUCCAGGGCUGGUCGACAUGGUUUGGAUACGUAUCGCUCCUUGCUGGAAUUGCAAACGUCACGAUUAUCCUCCUGGAGUCGAUGAUUGAGUUGAACCAUCCCGACUAUGUGCCUGGAGGCUGGCACACCUCGGUGCUUGUCAUCGCCAUGUGCGUCAUUCAGGGAUUGAUGAACACAUAUUGCUUCAGAGUCAUCCCGUGGGUUGAGCUUGUUGCUGGAGUCCUUCACGUCUGCUUAUUUGUUGUCUUUGUCGUUGUUUUGGCCGUGAUGGGAACUCGGCACUCAGGUAGCUUCUUCUUGGAGACCAACAUUGCGUCUGGUUGGACAGAUACCUUUAUUGCCUGGAACCUCGGCAUGUUGACUUGUGUUUGGAGUUUCACCGGCUUCGACAGUGCCAUCCACAUGAGCGAAGAAACCCGAAAGGCCAAGUCAGCAGUGCCUCGUGCCAUGUUCUGGUCUAUCUUCAUGAACGGAUGCUUUGGAUUCGUCAUAGUCUGCGUCAUCCUUGUCUCAAUGGGCUCGAUUGACGACGCCCUCAACUCAGCCAGCCCAAUUCUCACUAUUCUUCUCAGCAUCACCGGUUCCAAGGGCGCGACGACGGCCAUGAUCACCGGCCUCUUCGUCGUAUCCUUCAGCGUAAACUUGGCCAAUAUCGCCUCUGUAUCUCGUCUUACUUGGGCCUGGUCCAGAGACGGAGGCUUGCCUGCUUAUCUGGCAUACGUUCAUCCGAAGCACUGCGUACCUAUCCGCGCAAUUGUCGUUACGGUGUUCAUUGUUUGUGCCCUUUGUCUCCUCAAUAUUGGAAACUCAAGCUACGUCGCUUUCGGUGCCAUUACUUCUCUCUCAUCCUUAGCUCUCUACCUCAGUUAUGCGAUCGCAAUCAGCAGCAUGCUGUACGCUCGUCUAUCUUCCAAAGGAGAGGUCGAGCUUGGAGAGUGGAAUCUCGGCCGGUUUGGUCUCCACAUCAACUCAUUCGCCUUGGUCUAUACCCUUUACGUCAUCAUCUUUCUUCCUUUCCCUUCCACGGUCCCUGUCACUGCAGAGAACAUGAACUAUUGUGGACCGGUCAUGGUCUUCGUCCUAUUGGUUGCAGUAGGUCUCUGGUUCAUCAAAGGCAAGAGAUGGACUGGGCCAAAUCUCACCAUUCUGGAUCUAGUCAUGGACAAGUCUUGAUGGAGAGCAGGCAGCCAGUCUAAAAGUAGUUGGUCUAUGUAAAAUGUACAAAGAAUUGAAGUUGACUGAGGGCAACCUUUCACUAUAUGCGCAACGCACUUGGGAUGUGCGCUCCCAGCUCCGUGAAGGCCGUCUGCCCCUU